Pterocles gutturalis (yellow-throated sandgrouse) is the source of this 893-nucleotide messenger RNA. RefSeq names its product vesicle-associated membrane protein 1 (synaptobrevin 1) (gene VAMP1). The transcript has 4 exons. Gene Ontology annotation, molecular function: syntaxin binding; SNAP receptor activity. NCBI's taxonomy places the organism in Eukaryota, Metazoa, Chordata, Aves, Pterocliformes, Pteroclidae. The record is from RefSeq and is a predicted model, not a curated record. Gene Ontology annotation, cellular component: plasma membrane; SNARE complex. The annotation marks the transcript as partial. Gene Ontology annotation, biological process: vesicle-mediated transport; SNARE complex assembly; vesicle fusion.
GUCUGACCCAGCUCAGCAACCUGCUCCCGGGGCCCCGGAGGGGGGAGCCCCUGGCGGGGGCCCCCCCGGGCCACCCCCUAACCUGAGCAGUAACCGCGUGGUUGACAUAAUGCGUGUAAAUGUAGACAAGGUGCUGGAACGAGACCAGAAACUAUCAGAGCUAGAUGACAGGGCAGAUGCACUUCAGGCUGGUGCCUCACAAUUUGAAAGUAGCGCAGCAAAACUCAAAAGGAAGUACUGGUGGAAGAACUGCAAGAUGAUGAUCAUGAUGGGAGUGAUUUGUGCCAUUGUGGUGGUGGUGAUUGUAAUCUACUUUUUUACUUGAAUGUAGCUCCUUCAGUCUGCAGCCUACUGUCCCCUGUCACCUUGCCUGUUUCUUCUUGCCCCUGAAUCUUUCCUUCCCUUCCCUUCCACCUAGCUUCUUCAUUGAUUUCUUUAUUGGUUUUAAUUUGUCUUCUGUAUAGGACUCUGAAGUGCUCUACUGAACAUGGUUAGACUCUUCAACAGCCACUGCAGCUUUAGGGAGGGCCAUCUGAGUUUAGAGGAAAGGGAAGUAGAGGAGGAGUGGGUAGCUAAUGCUCCUGCUCUUCUGCAGGGAAUUUUUGUGGUUUAUUUUUGGGUAUGAGCUUGUCAAAUAGUGCCUGUGUGGACUCUAGCAAAAUAAGAAUGCCUUAACGCAGUGCCUUUGGGGAUGAAGGACUUCAGCAUGUGAAAUUCUUUAGUAUUCUGCCUAAAAAGAGUGGCAGCAUAACUUAAGCUUUUCAUUGAGCUUCUGAAAUAAAGGCUCAUUUGUGUUGGUCAGUGACUGUGAGCCAUCUGACUGAGCUAGAUAUAGUCAUCUAGAUUUCUCUAGCCGUGGAGAGAUGAGCACUUAAAGAAAAUAUUUAUUCUGC